Molecule: messenger RNA, 258 nt
Organism: Schistosoma curassoni
Lineage: Eukaryota; Metazoa; Platyhelminthes; Trematoda; Strigeidida; Schistosomatidae
Source: the annotation of a GenBank genome assembly
AUGCCUGGAAGAUUAUUCAAUCCAAAUCAUUUACAUUUUCCAUUACUUGCUUUAUCAAUUGGUUUAUUAGGUUAUGCAUUAGCUACUGCGGAUUGGCCAUGUGGAAAUUUAUAUACUCAAUGUUUUAAAACUAUACCGAUUAUUAUUGUUCUUAUAUUAUUAUCUGCAGGUGUAGGUGGUUUAGGAUUAAUAUUCCUUUGUGAUUUAUUUGGUGCUUGUAAUAGUAAAUGGAUACCUGGGCCACUAGUGCUGUAUUAA